AGUCGUCUAUGCUACGUCGAGCUGUGUAUCCCACGGAGGCGACUACGACGAUAUCGACGACAUGGCAACAGUUGACACUCCUCCGCCGGAUUAUCCUCCUGAGAUUACUGGCUACGCUGAACCAUGGAUAGCCUCGCCUGGCGAGACCGUAGCCAUCAAGGUCUCAUGCACAGAGCCGGAGUAUUCUCAUAAGACUGUAAGGGUGAUACAAGGCGUUGAUAUCGAACACUCUCCCAAGAAAGAGCUCGAAGAGAUAACUUCUAUACCUUCCGGAACUGCAAAGGGAAGAUUCCAGCUUGCCCGGAUCGGUUCUCAUGCUAGGACGGACGAUUGGGGAGCAUCACUGUCGAAGGCCGGUUUAGAAGUCUCGUUGUACUUCCAGCCGCAUCUUCCCCAGGCCGGACACCGGCAGGCCGUCAUCUCAACACUUGAUGUGGCAUCCAGCAGUGGAUUUGCUAUUGUCAUCAGCACAGAAGGAGCCGUCGAGCUGUGGGUUGGGGUCGGGAAAGAGGUCAAGGUGAUUGAGACGGGGUUUAAACCUGCCCGGAAACGGUGGGUGAGCUUGAAACUCCACCUCAAGGGCACGAAUAUUGCUCUCUCCCUCCAACCGAUUCCUUACCUGGCAGAAAAGGCAGGACCAGCUGCGCAUGUGCAACAGGAACUCGAAGAGACGGUCAGCUUGUCUCCUGAGAAUGUGCUGCUCCUUGCGGGCAGCUACGCGGAAAGUCCCACGUCGGCCUUCUCUAGAGUCACGAACUUCUUCAAUGGACGUAUCGACAGUCCGCUCAUCAAGUCGCUGGGUCCUAAGGCUGAAAUACUGGUGAAAUACGAUUUCGCCCGCAAUAUCUCAGAAGACACGAUAAUUGAUGCAUCAGGGUUAGGGCACGAUGGAGUCCUUGUAAAUGCCCCAACCAGGGCUGUGCCGGGCUUCGACUGGGAUGCCAGUGAGGCGGAUUGGACAAAAGCCAAAUAUGGCUACGGAGCAAUCCACUUCCACGAAGACGAUCUCGACGAUGCAGCUUGGGAAACCGACUUCACCAUUACACUCCCGCCGGACGCUCGAUCGGGCAUUUACGCGGUCGAAGUAAACUCGACGAACGGGAAGACAUCCGACAUGAUCACGUUCAUGGUGCGGCCUACGAAACAGACAAGCACAAAAGUCGGUGCAAAAGUUGCUUUGGUUCUCUCCACGUUCACCUAUCUCGCGUAUGCGAACGAGAAGCUCGCAGACCAGAAUCGUUCAUCGUCCGUCGAAGUUGGCCCAGGCUUCGACAUCAACCAGACCGUCCGCACCGAGGACUUUUAUCGAAUUCACAGAAGACAAGACUGUGGCCACUCGAAUUACGACGUGCACAACGACGACUCAGGCGUUGUGUUCUCCUCGGCAAAGCGACCAAUAUUGAACCUCAGACCGGGGUACGUGAUGUGGGCUUUCAGCCGUCCUCGCGAGCUGAGUGCCGAAUCAAUGAUGGUAGGCUUUCUCGAGCGCGAGCAGAUCCCUUACGAUGUUCUUACCGAUCACGAUCUCCAUUUGAAGGGGGCCGCUGCUCUUGCACCAUACAACACAGUUAUAACUGGCUGUCAUCCCGAGUAUCCGACGAUUGAAUCAUAUAAUGCCUACGAGCAUUAUGCCAGACGGGGCGGCAAUCUGAUGUACCUCGGGGGGAACGGGUUUUACUGGGUGUCGGCGCUCGAUCCGAAGAGGCCGUGGCGUCUUGAAGUCCGACGUGGUGAUCAAGGAGUACGUUCAUAUACACUGCCCGGCGGAGAGCGAUUCAUGAGUCUGAAUGGCACUCAGGGCGGUCUGUGGCGGACUCGGGGCCGUUCUUCGCAUGGAUUAUUCGGGAUUGCGUUCAAUGGCGAAGGUACGGCUCCUGGCGUGCCUUAUAAAAGGACAGAGGCCGGUCGGGAUGACAAAUUGAAGUGGAUGUUCGACGGCAUACCCGAGGGCGAACUUGUUGGGGAGUAUGGACUCGGUGGUGGUGCGAGUGGUGAUGAGAUUGACAGCUUCGAUCUGGCUUGUGGUAGUCCUACCAACGCGGUGGUGGUUGCUUCGAGUACAGGACAUCCGGAUGACUUUGGCAUUGCGCCUGAGUGUACCGGGUUUCCCAUCAUGCAUACAUUGGGUACUCAGACGAAUGAGAUCAGGUCCGAUAUGGUGUACUACGAGACCCAAGCGGGAGGGGCGGUGUUUUCGGUGGGCAGUAUCAAUUGGUAUUGUUCUUUGGGGUGGGAUGACUAUCAGAAUAAUGUGGCCAAGCUGACGGGGAAUGUGAUCCAGGAGUUUUUGAGGAGAGCUGCCACCUAGGUAGAGACCCUGGUCAGGUAUCCGUGAGUAAGAUAGGGACCUGAGUUAAGGGCCACAGGCACCGACAGGGCUCACUAGGCUUAUGAAGCUUAACUACUGUGGC
This is a messenger RNA of Exophiala xenobiotica, 2411 nucleotides long. RefSeq lists its product as uncharacterized. The record is from RefSeq and is a predicted model, not a curated record. The transcript has 2 exons. NCBI's taxonomy places the organism in Eukaryota, Fungi, Ascomycota, Eurotiomycetes, Chaetothyriales, Herpotrichiellaceae. Bases 62 to 2308 code for a protein of 748 amino acids.